AUGUCAGCGACAAAACCUUUUCUAAACCCAAACAAGUCGCUACCUCCUCCAUUAAUACUCUAUCGACAAAUUUUACGUACGCAUCGUCAUUUACCGGCGGCCCAUCGAGCUUUAGGAGAUGCGUACGUGAAAGCAGAAUUCAAAAGACACAAGGAUGUUGAUAAUCCGGUGCAUGUGGUGGGAUUUAUUGGACAAUGGCAAGUUUAUUUAGAGGAAUUGAAGAAACAAAUGCGUGAACAAAAAAAGGAUAAAAUAGGUGUAAUAAUACCUAAAUUGGGGAAAAAAUUAGAUUUGGAUAGUCUGGAAAAAUUUAGCGAGCAACAAAUUGGGCAAUUCUAA
Messenger RNA from Ambispora gerdemannii, 339 nucleotides. The record is from the annotation of a GenBank genome assembly. NCBI's taxonomy places the organism in Eukaryota, Fungi, Glomeromycota, Glomeromycetes, Archaeosporales, Ambisporaceae.